AUGUCUGGUCCAACCGUUGCCAACGCGCCUUCUGUGUCCAAACCACAAAUGCUGCGCCAAAACUCUGAUGUCGAGUCGUCCACAGACGAAAAGAGUACAAUCGACAUAGAACAUGUCCCAGUUAACGAUGACCCCCGUCAGUGGAGUCGUGCCAGAAAAACGACAACUUUGUGCAUUGUGUCGCUGGCUACAAUGAUGUCUGCAUUAGCUUCUAACAUCCAAAAUCCCUCGAACUCUCUGAUAGAGGAAGAUCUGCAUGCGACAAGCAGCCAGAUUAGCUGGACAUUGGCAGCGUUCCUAGUCGUACAAGGGAAUUUUCCUCUUAUAUGGAGUGCCGCAAGUGAGAUUAGAGGACGUAAGCCUGUGUAUUUGGUGGCUUCGGCUUUAUUCAUGGCAGGAAGUGCUGCCUUGGCACUUUCGAAGACCAUCGAGAUGAUGAUCGGUAUGCGAGUCCUUCAAGCUGCAGGAUCAUGUGCUGUCAUGGCUAUUUCAGCUGCGACCCUAGCCGAUAUUUACGACACUCACGAGCGAGGGACCACGAUGGGCAUCUUCUUUGCUGCACCUCUCUUAGGACCCGCACUCGGCCCUAUCAUCGGUGGAUCGUUGUCACAAGCCUUCAACUGGCGCGCAAGUUUCUACUUCUUGCUGAUCUGUGAAGUCCUCAUCUUCACGUCCUUCCUCGUCCUCUUCAAGGACACAUACCGACGUGAACGGAGUCUCACGUAUUGCUCUGCUUUGCAACGACUUAUUACAUCCAAAGUACGCGUUCAGAGUUCAGACGUGUCUGUCAUCGCUGGGCACGAGUCCAGCAAGGACAUGACACCUGUCAAGGACGCCGAGAAGCAGCUCCAACAGCCGAAUGUUCCAGACAAUAUCUCAGUGACGAGUUCUACACCAACGAUGGACGAUGUAAGGCUAUCAAUAAGGGACAUCAACCCCUUUCCACCUUACUUUCAAAUUCUGUCGCGAAAGAACAACGCUUUGAUUCUCAUCGCUAAUGGACUCGUCUUCGGAUUCAGCUAUUGCCUUUCAUACACGUGCGCCCGCACUCUCGCCAAUGCGUAUGAUUUAGAUGCUUUUAGCAUCGGCUUGGUCUUGCUUUGCCUGGGCGUAGGAAGUAUCGCUGGGAGUGUGAUUAGCGGGCGUUGGUCUGACCGGGUUCUUGCGAAGAUGAUGGAAGCGAACGGAGGAAAGUGGUAUGCAGAAAUGCGCUUGGAGAGCUCGACACUGGCGAUGCUGUGGCUACCUCCAUCUGUCGUCGGUUAUGCUUGGGCUUGCGAAAAGCAUGCUCACGUUGCCGUCAUUUGCAUCUUGCUUGUAAUUAUCGGAUUCUCUUCGAUAUGGAUGUAUACUAAUACAUUGGCAUACCUCGUUGAUGCCAAUCCUGGACGUUCGUGUACAGCGGUGGCGACCAACAGCUCGUUCCGAGGAUGUUUGGCUUUUGUUUCGAUUUUGGUCGCUGUACCGCUCCAAAAUGCUUUAGGGGAUGGGGGAUUGUAUACGGCAUGGGCUGGGGUUUUGAUUGUGACUGAAUUACUGGUUUUAUUGGUGCUACACAAGGGAGAAUCAUGGCGCAAGGAAAGUGAGGAGCGUGAACUGAAAUACUAAAUGAUUUAUGAAUCCGCAUUGUCUACCACACUCAUAUGUACAAAUCUACAGGUAACGGAGGCGUCCCGAAGUUCUAGUUAAAACAAUAAAAUCAAUUCUGUAUUUGAUAACAUAGACUACAUACAUGUAUCUCGGUUUACAUAUUGUAUAGAUUCUGUAUGACACAAAGAGGUGCAAGAACUAAGAUCCAGAUGUGGCUCAUGAACCGAUGCAAGAAUCAUUGCGUCAAUUCCUGUUUUCGCGCCAUCGAUCACUAGUAGCAGUAAAAUCCUAGUGAGAUCUACCUUUUCUGACACAGCGGCACCUUUUGCCGCCAGUGAAAUUAUUAAAUCGAAAGGUGAUUAUAAUAUAGAGUGCUCUGAAACGCUCUG
Messenger RNA from Suillus clintonianus, 1979 nucleotides. RefSeq names its product vacuolar DHA amino acid exporter. Gene Ontology annotation, molecular function: transmembrane transporter activity. The transcript has 10 exons. Lineage: Eukaryota; Fungi; Basidiomycota; Agaricomycetes; Boletales; Suillaceae. Gene Ontology annotation, biological process: transmembrane transport. Bases 1 to 1608 code for a protein of 535 amino acids. The record is from RefSeq and is a predicted model, not a curated record.